AUGGACGUCGCCCUUUUCGCUUCAGAUGUGGAUCAGCUUUCGCAGCUGCUGGGUGAGUGUCACCUCCAUGAAGAGAGGGAUGCACUAAAGCAGGUGAUGAUGCCCAUCGCCAGCUAUGCAGGACAGCUCGCAUCAGGCCUGCAGGCGCCGUACGCAUCGACAGCAUCUUCUGGGCUGUAUGCCGAUGAGCUUUUGAGGCGGCUACAAGGCUGCCAAUCUUUAGAUGAGGGUCGCGCGACCUGCGCUGAAAUGAUGACUGCAUUCCACCAGGAUCAGCAUAGUCAGCAACUGCUGCGGCCGUGCGUGCCCGUGGCACCAGUCCCAUUGGAAACGCGACCUAUGGAUACAGCUCAAGCUGUACAACCUGCAGGUUUCGUGAAUGCAGAGCUCAUGGCUCGACUGCAAUCUCUCCAAGGUGCCAACCGAGUGAUAGUGCGCGCGCUGCGCAUCAUGUCGGAGCGCUUGCGGGAGCAAGGACAGCGCAGUCGCCAAGCAGAAGAAACAGUUGAACAGCUGAAGUCUGAGCUGCAGGCUCAGAGCGAACAGCUUCGUGCUUCAGAGAGGGCGAAGGCCCUUUUGCAGUCGCGCGUGGAAGUGCUGCUGCGUGAGGACUUUAUGCCGCAGGCACACAGCAACAGAAUUGAGACCGCACGGAAUGUGGUAGACCAUGCAGCUAAAGCUGGCAGCGGCGUCAUCAGCACUUGUUCUGCCACGCCAAGCCGUGGCCUAGCAAGGAUCAAGUGCAAUUCGAUGGCAAUGUUUGAUGCUCUGCAUGAUUCGGACAAUGAAGAGCUUGGCUGGUGCCUCGUUGAAGGUUUCAAGGUGGUUUUCGACAGAUCUCCAGAAGCUUCUCGACUUGGUGCCUAUCGCAAGGCUACUGUAAGACAAGCUAUCAAACAAGGCAUCUGCGCAGGCAGGGAUGAAGCUCAGUCCAACAGGAUUCAGGCCCAAAUGAUCCAUGAUCAGGCCUCGGCAGAAACGUUUUCACGCAGCUCGCUAGACAGCGCUUUUGUAGAUGUGAAGCCGGUGCGACGUCCGCUGACUGCAUCUGCAGCAGCAGCUCUGUUGUGCCUGGCGCGACAUAGUCGGGUCUUCACCAGCCCACUGCCACUGAGACCGCCAGCUUUGCCAAGAUUGCGAAGGACGGCAACAUGGUCCAGUGGCGGCCGCGAGAUGAACGAUGUCCUCCGCUCGGUGUCAGGGAAGGCGGUUGCUGAGCAGAAGGUUGCUGCAAGUGGUGUUGGAGCUGGGGCUGUCACCCCAGAGGAAGCAAUGCAGCGGCUUCUGCAGGCUGCAGGCCCUGGUGCAGGCUCUCCACCGCCAGAAGUAGUUGGGGCUGCGUUGAAAGCCACCAACGUUGCCCCAACCGCCGAGAAUGUUCGGCGAGCAUUAGAGAUGGCCCUUGGAGGCGCUGCUCCAACGGCUGCGCAAGUGGCAACGGCGAUGCGGACAGCCACUGACGGCCUGCCUGACGACUUCUUUGAAGCUCCGCCUGCAGGAGCUGAUGUUCCAGGUUCUAUUCCCAAGCCAACCACACCUGAGGAGGUCGUUGAAGUCUUGAAGAUGGCAGCAGGCCCUUCUGCAGGGCAACCUCCAGCCGACGUGGUGGGCACAGCCUUGAGAAGGGCAGGUCUAGAGAUCACAGCGGAGAACGUGCUGCGGGCCUUGAAGGCGGCAAACCCUGGUGCUGGUGAGCCCUCCUCGAAGGACUUGGGUGAUGCGCUGAAAGCUGCCAUGGCUGAACCAGGCCCUGCAGGCUACGGCGUGGGCCCCACGUCCUCGCAGCUGCCAGGGGCAAGUGCGCAGACUGGCGCGGGUGUGCCGCCCGCGGGUGUGCCGCCCGCGGGUGUGCCGCCCGCGGGUGUGCCACCGGUUGCGAUGCAAACGCCCGAGGAGGUCGUUCGGGCCUUAUUGCAAAUUGCUGGUGCUGACGCGGGCCAACCACCACCUGAAAUCCUGGGGACAGCUUUACAAGCUUCAGGUCUGCCAGUGACACGGGACAAUGUGUUGCGAGCGCUGCGUGCUGCUGGCGUGGGAGGUGGCUCCCCGACCGAGGAGGAUGUGCAGAAGUGCCUUGCGGGAGCACAGGCACCAGCAACUGCUCAGCCAGCUGCACCAGCAACACCCGAGGAGGUGAUUUUCGCAUUACGCAUGGCGGCUGGCCCUGGUGCUGGUACGCCACCUCCAGAAGUCGUAGGUGCAGCUUUGCAUCAGGCGAAGGUGCUUCAUGGACUCCGUGGGCUGAGAUCCAAAUUGUUUCUUGAGGACGAGGACAUUGUGAGUCUUAAUGCCUGUUUUUUGAAGAACCCGACAUACUUGAGGUAG
Cladocopium goreaui is the source of this 2325-nucleotide messenger RNA. NCBI's taxonomy places the organism in Eukaryota, Dinophyceae, Suessiales, Symbiodiniaceae. The record is from the annotation of a GenBank genome assembly.